Messenger RNA from Drosophila serrata, 3628 nucleotides. It is a transcript of the gene Top3alpha, whose product is annotated as topoisomerase 3-alpha. NCBI's taxonomy places the organism in Eukaryota, Metazoa, Arthropoda, Insecta, Diptera, Drosophilidae. Gene Ontology annotation, biological process: DNA topological change; DNA recombination; DNA repair. The record is from RefSeq and is a predicted model, not a curated record. Gene Ontology annotation, cellular component: chromosome; nucleus; RecQ family helicase-topoisomerase III complex. Gene Ontology annotation, molecular function: DNA binding; zinc ion binding; DNA topoisomerase type I (single strand cut, ATP-independent) activity.
AUGAAGUCUAAUGUGGCUGAGAAGAACGACGCGGCCAAGACGAUAGCCGGCCUAUUGUCCCAAGGUGCGGCACGGCGGCGCGAGGGGUACUCGGUAUACAACAAAGUAUACGACUUUGAGGCGCCUGUGCGCGGCCAAAAUGCCAAGAUGGUUAUGACCUCCGUCUCCGGCCACUUGAUGCAGUUGGGAUUCCCGGUAUCCUAUCGAAACUGGCGCGUCGUUGAUCCGCGCUCGCUGUUCGAUGCGCCCGUAAAGAAGAGUGUCGCUGCGGACUAUGAGCCCAUCAAACGGACAUUGGAACGAGAGGUGCGCGGCUGCCAGGGCCUAAUCAUCUGGACGGAUUGUGAUCGAGAGGGCGAGAACAUUGGCUACGAGAUCAUCGACGUCUGCCGUGCCAUCAAGCCGAAUCUGACGGUGUAUCGGGCCAGCUUCUCGGAGAUUACGACGACAGCGGUACGCCGGGCUCUGCAGCAGCUGGGGCAGCCGGACAAGCGGCAGAGCGAUGCAGUGGAUGUACGCACUGAACUGGAUCUACGAACUGGGGCGGCCAUCACCCGUUUUCAGACCAUGCGCCUCCAGCGUCUGUUCCCCGAAAAGAUUGCAGAUAAGCUCAUAUCCUAUGGAAGUUGUCAGAUCCCAACUCUAGGGUUCGUCGCCGAACGUUACAAGGAAGUAGAGGCCUUUGUCUCUGAGCCAUUUUGGAAGAUCAGAGUUCUCCACACGAUUGAUGACCUGACGGUGGAGUUCAACUGGGCACGGAACCGUCUAUUCGACAAGGAAUCUUGUGAGAACUACCUGCUGCUCUGCCUCUCGGAGCCCGCUCCGCGUGCUCUUGUAGAGAGCGUUACGGUCAAGCCCAAACACAAAUGGCGGCCCACGCCCAUGGAUACGGUGGAAAUGGAAAAGCUUGGCUCCCGGAAGCUCAAGCUGUCGGCCAAAGAGACGAUGACUAUUGCAGAGAAAUUGUACAGCAAGGGCUUCAUCAGCUAUCCUCGCACGGAGACGAACCAGUUUUCCAAGGAGUUCGAGUUGGCGCCCCUAGCAAUGCAUACGGGCCACCCCGACUGGGGAGCCUUUGCCCAACGUGUGGUUGACUGGGGUCCGAAUCCACGCAAUGGCAGCAAGUCGGAUCAGGCGCAUCCUCCCAUACAUCCCACCAAGCCGGCUGACAAUCUGCAGGGAAAUGAUGCUAGGGUCUAUGAACUAGUUGUCCGCCACUUCCUCGCUUGUGUCAGCAAGGAUGCCAUUGGUUCCGAAACCCUUGUACACAUAGACAUUGCUGGCGAGAAGUUUACGGGAAACGGACUGGUUAUUCACGACCGUAACUACCUAGACGUGUACGUGUACGAAAAGUGGAACGCCAAGCAGAUCCACCACUACGAGCAGAGGCAGCGCUUUGAGCCGACAGAGGUGUCCCUGCACGAAGGUGCCACUACUGCGCCUCCGCUGCUGACGGAGGCGGAUCUGAUUGCUCUGAUGGAAAAGCACGGAAUCGGAACGGAUGCCACUCAUGCCGAGCAUAUCAACACGAUUAAGGAGCGAGGCUAUAUAGGAGUAUUGGACAAGGGGGCCCUGGUGCCGGGAGUUAUCGGGAUGGGCCUCUACGAGGGUUAUGAUGCCAUGGAACUGGCUUUGGCCAAACCCCAGUUGCGCGCGGAGUUCGAGUCGGACCUGAAACUCAUUUGUCAGGGUCAAAAGGAUCCCAAAGUUGUUCUGACGGAGAAUAUAGCCAAGUAUAAGCAGUCCUACCAACAGAUUACCGACAAGAUCACCGCAAUGGACUCGAAGAUAGCAGCUCGUAUCAACGAAACCCCUGCGGCGAAUUCCUCGAACCAGGAAUCAGGAAGCGAGAACAGUCAACCGGCCAUGAUGCAAACUCUCUUUAAAUGCCCUAAGUGUAAUGACGGCCACAUGGCUCUGAAGGCAAAGAAGAAUCAGCAGGGCUGGUUCAUCGGCUGCACCAACUUUCCCGACUGUAAAAAUGUUGUCUGGAUGCCUAUGGAAUGCAAGGACGUGACCGCUUUAGAUGAGUGCUGCCCAAGCUGCGGUGAUACACACCAUCUGCUCAAGUUCCGCCUGAGCACGCCCUACUUCCGCGGCGUCUUCAACACCCCGAAUGGCUGGUACAAGACCUGCCUGCCCUGCGACAAUCUCUUCCGCUCUACGUUCCACAUUAAUUUAGAUUCUGUGAAGAGAGCAGGACGAAUUGUGGGGGAGGCAGGGAGUGGAGGAGACUGGCGACCAGGGAUAUGCCCAUUAACGGCGGACCCAAGAAACCCAGCAAAACCGAAGAAACCACCAAAAGCCGACACAAAACCGAAAAAAGGCUCGAAAUCCAGUAAUACCUCCUCCACUGGCGGCACCAUUCGCAGCUACUUUAGCUGUGCGGCUGCUAGUUCACCUUCCACCGAAAUGGGAUUCUUUGACAGUAAUGAUGGGUUUGAGGAGGCCAUGCUAGCUGCUGUGGACUCUGUGGAGACAAGUACGAGUACGACUCAGCCACAAGUCGCCAAUUCGAUCACUCUGGAUGAUGACAUAGCCGCUGCCUUUGCCGCAGAUGAUGAUGCCGAGUUCGAGGCCUUGGUGAACGGUUGCAGCACCACGGAAAGUGAUAAUCGUCUGGAUUUAAGUCUUUCAGACUGGGUGAAGGCACAGGACGAAGCGAAUGAGCAGCCAAUGGUGUGGGGUAGUAGGGCUCGAUCAGCCAUCCCGACUGCGGCAGCCACACCGCCUCCGAGACCAGUAGCAAAAAGACCCCGCUUGGACAGCACCGAAUGGGAUAGGCCUUCCACAGGGGCAGCCGAACCAGAAGCAGUCCUGUGCACAGGAUGUCACCAGCCAGCUCGUCAGCACACUGUACGUAAAGAUGGUCCCAACCAGGGCCGGCUGUUUUACAAGUGCCCCAAGCCCAACGAGUGCAAGUUCUUCCAAUGGGCUGAUGAAGGGCAAGCACCAUCUUCAUUCAGACAGCCCAUCCAGAGUAGCAGCAACACUGCCAACUCCUGGGGCACAAAUCGUGUAGUAACUCUGCCAAGUCACCAGGAGAGAAGCAGUCAAGGGGGACAAUCCUCGUUUAUGCGGUCCAACUCUAGCAGCACUGUCACCAUAACUCAAACAAAGACAAAGACCACGCAAGAUCAUGGAGGGGAGGAGGUGAAGUGCAACUGCGGGCAGCUAGCCAGCAGACUAAUUGUGCGCAGGGACGGACCCAACCAGGGCAGACCCUUCUUUGCGUGUCCACGCGAGAAAUCAUGCGGCUUUUUCAAGUGGGGCGAUGAGGAUCAAAACCAAGGUACCAGCAGCAGCAGCUCUCUGGGAUCGGGCAAUCGAAACCCGCCGGCCGGACGCAGUCAAGGCGCGGAUUCUUCUGAAAAAACAGGGAAAACGCGUCGCUGCGGCUUGUGUCGCCAAGAAGGGCAUAACCGCAAUAAAUGUCCGCGGAAGAAUGACAUCGAUAUGUAGGUAAGAAACCGCAUUAAGUUGGAUGAAAGGGUUGUUUCUGAAUUAGUAUUUGCAACGUGCAUAAUUACUAUUGUUCGUUAUAUAGUAUUUAAAUAUAAUUUAAACAUAAAUAUUUGGAUGUUUUAAAAUAAAGUAAAUGGAAAGUGUCCUUAUUUCAGAUUAAGUU